Molecule: messenger RNA, 1446 nt
Organism: Erinaceus europaeus (western European hedgehog)
Lineage: Eukaryota; Metazoa; Chordata; Mammalia; Eulipotyphla; Erinaceidae
Gene: DNAJC9
Product: DnaJ heat shock protein family (Hsp40) member C9
Exons: 5
Coding region: 103-885 (260 amino acids)
Cellular component (GO): nucleus; cytoplasm
Molecular function (GO): heat shock protein binding
Source: RefSeq, a predicted model, not a curated record
GCGCCUCUUGUGACGCGAGCGCGCUGGGCUCUUAGCGCGGGAAAAGAAAGCGGGUCCGAGCGCCUCCCGAGUGUGGCAGGGGCCCCCGCCCGCCCGCCCGCCAUGGGGCUGCUGGAGCUGUGCGAGCAAGUGUUCGGCAUCGCCGACCUGUACCAGGUGCUCGGCGUGCGGCGCGAGGCCUCGGACGGCGAGGUGCGGCGCGGCUACCACAAGGUGUCCCUGCAGGUGCACCCGGAUCGGGUGGGCGAGGGCGACAAGGAGGACGCAACCCGCCGCUUCCAGAUUCUCGGCAAAGUCUACUCGGUCCUCAGUGACCGGGAGCAGAGGGCUGUGUACGACGAGCAGGGGCUGGUGGACGAGGAGUCCGAUGUGCUCAACCAAGAUCGGGACUGGGAGGCCUACUGGAGGUUACUCUUCAAAAAGAUAACGCUAGAAGAUAUUCAGGCUUUUGAAAAGACAUAUAAAGGUUCUGAAGAAGAGCUGGCCGAUAUUAAACAGGCUUAUCUGGACUUCGAGGGUGAUAUGGAUCAGAUCAUGGAGUCUGUGCUGUGUGUGGAAUAUACUGAUGAACCCAGGAUAAGGAGCAUUAUCCAGCAAGCUAUAGAUGAUGGCCAACUUCCGUCCUAUAAAGCCUUUGUCAAAGAAUCAAAGCAAAAGAUAAAUGCAAGGAAAAGAAGGGCUCAGGAAGAAGCUAAAGAAGCAGAAAUUAGCAGGAAGGAGUUGGGACUUGGUGAAGGACUAGAUAACUUGAAAGCACUCAUUCAGAGCAAGCAGAAGGAUCGACAAAAGGAAAUGGACAGUUUUCUGGCUCAUAUGGAAGCAAAGUACUGCAAACCUACCAAACAAGGAGGGAAAAAGACAGCUCUCAAAAAAGAAAAGAAAUGAUGGAAUUGUCUCUUCAAAAGUUUCUAGGUGUUAAUUGGUGCAAAUAGUUAUAAACAGAGGCCCAGUCCACAUUUGAAGACAAAACUCACUCAACCCUUGAGAAAAGUUGCCUUUCCAGUGUAAGUUAUUUAGAUUAACUAAACCAAGCAGAAGCUCUGACUUUGGUUUAUCCUAGAAAGCCCCUGACAUUGUUUCUUUCCUAGAAGGAGUUUGGUGGUGAUAGUCAGGGAAAAGAGAGCAGCACUUGGCUUCUGUGAAUGCUCUGUACAUGGAACUGUCUGCAUAUAAGGCGUGGUCUGUCCAACCUGCCAUUAACAGAUGCUGUGCUCUGCAGAGAACUGAGUGAUGUGCAUGUUAGUUAGGUUAAGUUUCUGCCUAGUUAGAACUCCUUCCACACUUGUCACCGCCUUUCAAGUACUUGCAGUUUUCCUUCAUCUAAAUUUAUCGCCUUUUUGUUUUUUCCAACCAGGUUUUGUAACUGUUUAGGAGAAACCGUUCUGGUUACUUUAAGCAUCUUUGUAAGACUUAAACAUUAAAUAAAUGACUUGUGUUUUGGACACU